AUUACUCACUGUGAAAGGCAGAUCGCUUUCUCUUGAGCAUUGUAAGGGGCGGAAGGACUUAGGAUGAACAAGAUGGAAGCUAAUUCCCAGUUUGCCAGUCGAUACAAAAAGGACUUAAGUACGGAAACCCUCAGAGCAAAAGUUGCACGCAGGAAAUCAAUGCUUCAAAAGGAGAACAGACACAAGUUGUUUGAAAAGGGCAGACAAUUUGGAUUGGCAGAUGUCAAUAUUCAGCUAUCAAAAGACAGGGGAAUUUCUCAACUAAAUGAGACAAAUGAAAUGUGCUCUCAAGAGAACAGCAAUGUAAAGCAGAAACAGCUCAAAAGUGCAGCCAUGAAGAGGAAUAUUGAACGCAAGGAAAUGCUCCAACGUUAUAAAGAGGAAAAGGAACUUAGAAAACUUAAAGAACAAAGAGAGAAAGCAAAAAAAGGCGUAUUUAAAGUUGGAUUAUAUAGACCUACUGCACCUGGUUUUCUUUCACUUGUACCCCAAGAUCCUGUGACAGUCAAACCAAAAGAGAAGGCAGCCCCUACUUCCUCUGGGAGGAUUACUCGAUCAAAUGCCAAGAAUCAAGCAGAAAAAGCAAUGACAUCAACCGCAUCUAAGCGUGCUACGGUUUGUGCCAAUGGGCGUAGUGCUUGCCCUGCACAAGCAGGACGUAAACAGAUGGGUACAGACAAAGCAGCUGAAAAAGAGAAAGUGUUACAGUCUGCAGUUCAGACAGCAGUAAAUGUAAGAAUCACCAGAGCAGCUGCCUCCGCAGCUAGACAGAUGCUGAAAACGACUGCUGCUACUGGAUACCAGCCACAACGAAGGACAGCAAAUGUAGGAAAACAGAAGAAGGCAGUCAAACCUGACAUCAUGGAGGUACUUCCUUUUAAGAAUGAAGUAGGUCAAAAUGCUCAGCUGGAUCUAAUGAUGGAAGAUUCUGUAACUGCAACUGAUUCUAAACAUUCAGGAUCAGUAGAACUUCAACAGGAACAGACCUCAGUGGAAAAGAAAAAUGUUUUGCUGACAAAUAAUUCUUCUCCAGGGAGACCCAGAACACGCUCUUUUGCACCUCAGAACUUUGUGUUUCAGCCAUUAAAUGGAUUGGCAACCUACAAGGUCACACCCAUGACUCCUUCUAGGGCAAAUGCAUUUUUGACACCUGAUGCCUUCUGGGAUUUUUCAGAAACUUCAGUUAACACAGUUGAAAAAUCCAGAGAAACUAAAGCACAGGAGCCUAAUUUUAAAAGUCAAGUUUUCCUUGGUGGUGAAAACAUUCAAGAACAGCAAAUCACUACGAGUUUGAAAGCAGAAAAAGCAUGUGAAUUAGAUGAGAACACUUCCAUUCAGAGAUCAAAUGAAACAAUCCCUGUUUCUACAGAUAUGACAGCACUUGAAACAAAGUCAGAUGAUUUAAGAGAGCAGGAGCAUGAUGUGCCCUACUUCAGAAGCAUUCUUCAGUCUGAGACUGAGAGGCUGAUGUCUCUCUGCCUCCAGUGGGAUGGAAAAUUGGAGCUGGACAUUCCAGAUGAUGCUAAAGAUUUCAUUCGCACAACAGUUGGUCAGACAAGACUGCUCGUAGCAGAAAGAUUUAAACAGUUUGAAGGACUGGUGGAUAAUUGUGAAUUUAAACGGGGUGAAAAAGAAACAACGUGUACAGACUUGGAUGGAUUUUGGGAUAUGGUUAAUUUUCAGAUUGAAGAUGUGAAUAAAAAGUUUGAUAAUCUGAAGAAGCUUCAAGAUAAUGAGUGGCAACUACUUGAUAUCCCAAGCAAAGGAAUUAUCAAGAAAAAGACUGUUCCAAAUGGGAUGCCCAAACCAAAGUUGGGAGCAGCUGGAAGAACUGCUGCCCGAAACAGACUUGCUGCUGUAAAAGCAGCUAUGAGGGAUAAAAUGAAGCAUGAAGGAGCUGCUGAUGGUACACACCAGGAGAAGCCACCAGAAGUAGAAAAAGUGAUUUUUGAAGGAGGUUUUUUUAGAGUUGAAAGCCCUGUGAAAUCCUUUCCAGGCUUGCUUUCAAAGACGCCUUGUAGAUCUUCCCAGCGGACUUCUCAAAAACUAUCAACUCCAAGAUCAUCCAACAGAGCUUUGCUUCUGCACAAUCCUUCUGCUCUGCCUAACUCUGAGGAUACAACUGCAAAACAAAUGACACCAGUACUCAAAGACUUCCGUGCAGCACAAAAUUUGAAAAUCCACCAAUUUCCCACUAAAAAACCUCUCCUGGGUGGCUUUCUUGAACAAAGCAUUUCCCUAGUUGCAGAAGAACACUGUCCUGUAGCUGGCACAGCAGAGAGAACUAGCAUUCUGGAAAAUUGUGACAGUGAAUUAAAAGUAAAGGAUGACACAGAGAUGGAAACUUCUGCUGCAGAACAAGGACAAGAUAUUGUCAUGUGCAGUCCGGAGAAGGCCAUCUGCACAGAGACUAGCUUGGCUCAGUCUGGAGGACCACAGAUACCAGACCCCAAAUCAGAUAUUUUGUGUAGCAAUUUGACGUGCGCAGGUAGAAAUCUUUUUGAUAUGCCAGUGAUGGAUAGUGAGCUUCCCUUCACUCCAAUCAAGAACAAAGCCCAGAAGUUUGCAGCAGCUGAAACAUUCAGUGACCUAAUUACAUUUUCUCCCCUUUCUCCAUCUACAGAAAAGUGAAGAAUGACUUGAAAUUAAAAAUGGAUAAACUCUAUUCAUGAAAAAAAUCUGGGGUGCAGUCUGCUACUCCUGAACUGUGUUCUAAGUGAAUAUAUGUAGUAUUUUAUAGUGGAACUUAUUAAAAUAUUUUGUAACAUUUUAUAGUGCAGACAUUAUGCACCAUGAUUACUGCUGUAUAGAAAGAGCAGUGUUUUUGCUGGUUAUACUGCUGUAUCCAAUGAUUGCAUACUCUGACUUCACCCUGAAAUAUGUUUUAUUUUUGUAAAGUUUCAUGUAAUUCUUGUGUACAUCAAGUUAUAAAUUUAUUCAUCUUUA
This is a messenger RNA of Rhea pennata, 2946 nucleotides long. It is a transcript of the gene DLGAP5, whose product is annotated as DLG associated protein 5. Gene Ontology annotation, cellular component: spindle pole centrosome; nucleus; cytoplasm. Lineage: Eukaryota; Metazoa; Chordata; Aves; Rheiformes; Rheidae. The record is from RefSeq and is a predicted model, not a curated record. The transcript has 19 exons. The coding region runs from base 64 to 2631 and encodes 855 amino acids. Gene Ontology annotation, biological process: chromosome segregation; mitotic spindle organization; regulation of mitotic cell cycle. Gene Ontology annotation, molecular function: microtubule binding.